Molecule: messenger RNA, 408 nt
Organism: Rotaria sp. Silwood1
Lineage: Eukaryota; Metazoa; Rotifera; Eurotatoria; Philodinida; Philodinidae
Source: the annotation of a GenBank genome assembly
AUGAGUGGUACUUAUUUAGCUUUAGCUAAAGAUAUUUAUAUUGAAUUAAAUGAAGCACAUUCAUUAGAUAUGAAAAAUCUUCAUGAUAACUAUUUACCUGAAUUAUAUACAGAAAGAUCAAUUAAUAUUGAUUAUGUUGAUGACAGAAUUAGUACACCAGAUGUUCGUGUUAAUCCUAAAAGAAUAAAAGGAAUUGUUUUAACUAAUAAAUAUGAUUCAUCUUCAGAAGUAAUACAAGAUUCAAUAUUUGAAUUACUUGAUAGUGAUACACUUCGUUUUGCAUCAACAACAACAUUAACUUUUUCAUCAGAUGGACAAAAAAGAUUUCAUAGAGAAUUACAUGAUCUUAAAUCGAAAUUUAUUUUACGUUCUAUGGAAAUAUCAAAUAAUCCUGAAGUUAUUCGUUGA